This is a messenger RNA of Aspergillus neoniger CBS 115656, 465 nucleotides long. RefSeq lists its product as uncharacterized. Lineage: Eukaryota; Fungi; Ascomycota; Eurotiomycetes; Eurotiales; Aspergillaceae. Bases 123 to 371 code for a protein of 82 amino acids. The transcript has a single exon. The record is from RefSeq and is a predicted model, not a curated record.
GAUUUCUAUCCUCCCAUUCGGGUUGCAGCCAAGGAAAACUCCCCGUAGGGUAAAAACCUUGACCAGGACGAUACAGAGUAGUCAAUCUGAAUAUAUAAUCCCCAACCACCAUCAGUCUCCUUAUGAGAUGGUUAGUACCAGUAUAUAGGGAAAUCUGUUCUGGUUCACUAACCUAUCCGCUAACUCUCCUCGCUUCCCUGCGGGGUGGCAUUCUUUGUGUUUUGGCCAGCCUGCAGAGCCAUCAGUACCAGUUGCAAAUAAGUGGCAGUACUACUUACAAGCUCUGUCACUUACUGGGCCUGCCACUGUGCAGGUACUCGCUCUUGGUUAUGUCCCCUCCUGUGUAUGGUAGGUGCCCCAGUGGAUAUUAACCGGGAUAUCCCAGCGCUCGAUGACUGCCUUGUUUUAGCCAUAGCCAUAUAAGAGAGAUGUUGACAGGUAUAAAUGGCAGGCAGUUAGUGCUGG